UGACGAAGACCCUGAAAUAAUUGAAAUAUCAAGUAAUGAAGCACCUGAAAUAACAAGUGACAAAGAACUAAUAUUUGAAAAAAAUCAAAUAGCUGUUUCUAGAGAUCAAACUCCUGAAACAGCUAUUUAA
Molecule: messenger RNA, 130 nt
Organism: Racocetra fulgida
Lineage: Eukaryota; Fungi; Glomeromycota; Glomeromycetes; Diversisporales; Gigasporaceae
Source: the annotation of a GenBank genome assembly